UAGGUGCGAAAACAUAUUGAUAACCGAGAAUCUAGAACCAAAAAUUUCAAAUUUCGAUUAUACUUAUGCUUUACGGGCUUACACUUAUGACAUCGGAAGAAUUACACAAAUCGUUCGCUGGUUAGCUCCUGAAAAAAUGGAUUACUGGAAUCGUUAUACUACACAAUGUGACAUAUUUAGUUUUGGAAUGUUACUUUGGGAAUUAGCAUUUCAAAGAUUUCCAUAUGAAGAUAUGGAAAUUGAUGAAAUUAAAAAACAUGUAUUAAGUGAUAAAAGAGAACAUUUAAAUUUUCUUUCUAGUUCAUAUGGAGUUGAAAAAGAAUAUGGCAACAUAAUUAGAGCUGGUAUGAUUUUAUCUUUUGUAAAAAUAACAAUUUAGUGAAUUUAUUUAUAACAUUAAAUGUUUAAAUGUUAAAUUUACAUUUUAGCUUGGCUAUCAGACCCAUCUCUUCGUCCUGAAUUAAG
Messenger RNA from Rhizophagus irregularis DAOM 181602=DAOM 197198, 465 nucleotides. NCBI's taxonomy places the organism in Eukaryota, Fungi, Glomeromycota, Glomeromycetes, Glomerales, Glomeraceae. The record is from RefSeq and is a predicted model, not a curated record.